GCAGCCGGCGGAGCUUCCCGCCCGCGCGGGCUGGGGUCGCGCUGGCUCGGACUCUCCUCCCUGCCCGCCGCUACCAUGGAGGACCCGCGGAAGGACGGAGCCUACGGAUCACCUCAGAAGUAUGACCCCACCUUCAAAGGACCCAUUUACAACAGGGGCUGCACAGAUAUAAUUUGUUGCGUGUUCCUCCUCCUGGCCAUUGUGGGCUAUGUGGCUGUAGGCAUCAUAGCCUGGACUCAUGGGGACCCUCGAAAGGUGAUCUAUCCCACUGAUAGCCGAGGCGAGUUCUGCGGGCAGAAGGGCACAAAAAAUGCGAACAAACCCUACCUGUUUUAUUUCAACAUCGUGAAGUGCGCCAGCCCCCUGGUCCUGCUGGAAUUCCAGUGUCCCACUCCUCAGAUCUGCGUGGAGAAAUGUCCUGACCGUUACCUUACCUACCUGAAUGCUAUCAAAUCCCAGGACUUUGAGUACUACAAAAAGUUCUGUGUGCCUGGCUUCCAGGGCAACAAGGGUGUGGCAAAGGUGCUUCGGGAUGGCGACUGCCCUGCUGUCCUCAUCCCCAGCAAACCUCUGGCUCGGCGGUGCUUCCCAGCCAUCCAUGCUCACAAGGGAGUCCUCAUGGUGGGCAAUGAGACAACUUAUGAGGAUGGGCACGGCGCUCGGAAAAACAUCACGGAGUUAGUGGAGGGUGCCAAGAAAGCCAAUGGGAUCCUGGAGGCAAGGCAGCUGGCCAUGCAGAUAUUUGAAGAUUACACAGUAUCCUGGUACUGGAUUGUCAUAGGCCUGGUCAUUGCCAUGGUGAUGAGCCUCCUGUUCAUCGUCCUGCUCCGCUUCCUGGCUGGAAUUAUGGUCUGGGUGAUGAUCGUCAUGGUGAUUCUGGUGCUGGGCUAUGGAAUAUUUCACUGCUACAUGGAGUAUGCCCGACUGAGUGGAGAGGCUGGCUCUGACAUCUCCGUGAUGGACCUCGGCUUCCAGACAGAUUUCCGCGUGUACCUGCAUUUGCGGCAGACCUGGAUGGCCUUCAUGAUCAUUCUCAGCAUCCUUGAGGUUAUUAUCAUCUUACUGCUCAUCUUUCUUCGGAAGAGAAUUCUCAUCGCUAUUGCACUCAUCAGAGAAGCCAGCAAAGCUGUGGGAUAUGUGAUGUGCUCCAUGCUGUACCCACUGGUCACCUUCCUCCUGCUGUGCCUUUGCAUCGCCUACUGGGCUAGCACUGCUGUCUUCCUGUCCACUUCCAAUGAAGCCGUCUAUAAGAUCUUUAGUGAUGCUGCCUGCCCAGCUGUUGGGCAAACCUGUGACCCAGAGACCUUUGCCUCUAAUGAAUCCCACCAGUGCCCUACUGCCUACUGCCAGUUUGCUUUCUAUGGUGGUGAGUCAGGUUACCAUCGAGCCCUAUUGGGCCUUCAAAUCUUCAAUGCCUUCAUGUUCUUCUGGCUGGCCAACUUCGUGCUGGCUCUAGGCCAGGUCACGUUGGCUGGGGCCUUCGCCUCCUACUACUGGGCUCUGCACAAACCUGAGGAUCUUCCUGCCUUCCCACUCUUCUCUGCCUUUAGCAGAGCCCUCAGGUACCACACAGGCUCUUUGGCCUUUGGUGCCCUCAUUUUGGCCAUAGUGCAGAUCAUCCGAGUGAUGCUGGAGUACUUGGAUCAGCGCCUGAAAGCUGCGGAGAACAAAUUUGCCAAAUUUCUCAUGACCUGUCUCAAAUGUUGUUUCUGGUGCCUGGAGAAGUUCAUCAAAUUCCUGAACAGGAAUGCCUACAUCAUGAUUGCCAUCUACGGCACCAACUUCUGUACCUCAGCCAGGAACGCCUUCUUCCUGCUCAUGAGAAACAUCAUCAGAGUGGCUGUCCUAGACAAAGUUACCGAAUUCCUCUUCCUGUUGGGCAAACUUCUCAUCGUGGGUAGUGUGGGAAUCCUGGCUUUCUUCUUCUUCACCCACCGUAUCAGGAUCGUGCAGGACACAGCACCAACUCUCAAUUAUUAUUGGGUCCCUAUACUGACCGUGAUCAUCGGCUCCUAUCUGAUUGCCCAUGGCUUCUUCAGUGUCUACGGCAUGUGUGUGGACACAUUGUUCCUCUGCUUCUUGGAGGAUCUGGAGAGGAAUGAUGGCUCGACUGAGAGGCCCUACUUCAUGUCUUCCAACCUCAAGAAGCUCUUGAACAAGACCAACAAGAAGCUGGCAGAAUCGUAAAGGCCUAGGUCCCCCACCCUCCAAAGUUUCACACUGGGUGCUGGGCGGCUGGGUUCAAACCCCCAGCCUGUUGGACUGAUCCGAAGUCCUAUCACUGCCGUCCCUGUCUUCCCAUCAUCCAGUUACCACCAGUUUCUGGGGACCUAGAAGACUUGGGGCAUCUCCUCCCUGUGCCAAGAGGCAGAAUUUUCACAGUAGCCCCCUAGGACUUCAAAUUGAGUCACUGUACCCUCAUUGGCUCAGAUGGGGAGAAGUCCGCUGAGGCCACUGAUGUCUGCCAGUUCCCCGAAACUUCCUGCCCCCUGCUUACAAUGGGACAGUGUUGUGUCUUCAGAGUGGUGGUCGCAGUGAGCUUUGACUCCCAGUGCCCCUGUUUGCUCAUGCCUGCUCUGGCCAGGACCAAGGCCCUUCUCCAAGACUGAACUGGCUUACUGGACAUCACAGGCAUUUGUUUUUUGUUUGUUUGUUUUUUAACCUGGAUGUGUAGUGAAGAGUCUGUUAGCUUUUUUCUGUCUCAAAAUCAGAGAUGGGACGGCUGAGGAGUACCAUCCAUUGUUCCCUAAGCGCUGGGUGUGGCUCAGGUGGGAGUGUGUGCGCUCAGGUUGGGGGAGAGUGUCUGUGGGGGAGGACAGCUGGGAACAGACUGGUGGACAGACCAGCGCAGGAGGAAGGAGCCCACUAAUAACUGCUUAAUGAAAACCUGCUGACUGGCUGGAGGAGUUGUGAGAGAGAACUGACACAGCUCUCUUUGUGAGAGAGAAAACGGAUCUACCGAAGGGACGAUUUCAAGGGAAGGAGUAGGGGAAGAUGCUGUGGGCAAACCAGAGUCACCCUGUCCAGACUCCUAACCUUGAGGAUUCUUUUGCCAAAAUUUAUUAAAACUCAGGGGACCUGAUCUCCGGGUUCCCCCUCUGCCAUAUUCCAAGUUCUUCUGACUUCACGUAUUUGCUCAUCAGCAUUGUUCCAGGAUCUCAGGGAGAACUCUGGGCCUGGGGUCUCCAUUUCCUGUGCCUGCUGCCAGCCCUCCCACCUCCAUUCUGUCUGCACAUCCCGCGUGGAAAUUGCACUCCAACCACUAAUAAAGUGCCUACUGUACAGAGCCUGGGCCUGCAGUAUUUGUGGGA
Molecule: messenger RNA, 3311 nt
Organism: Talpa occidentalis (Iberian mole)
Lineage: Eukaryota; Metazoa; Chordata; Mammalia; Eulipotyphla; Talpidae
Gene: SLC44A2
Product: solute carrier family 44 member 2
Exons: 22
Coding region: 76-2187 (703 amino acids)
Biological process (GO): choline transport; transmembrane transport
Cellular component (GO): membrane
Molecular function (GO): choline transmembrane transporter activity
Source: RefSeq, a predicted model, not a curated record